This is a messenger RNA of Nicrophorus vespilloides, 1261 nucleotides long. Its product is annotated as putative inositol monophosphatase 3. The record is from RefSeq and is a predicted model, not a curated record. Gene Ontology annotation, cellular component: endomembrane system. Gene Ontology annotation, molecular function: 3'-nucleotidase activity. Lineage: Eukaryota; Metazoa; Arthropoda; Insecta; Coleoptera; Silphidae. The transcript is spliced from 4 exons. The coding region runs from base 116 to 1147 and encodes 343 amino acids.
UGUUUAUUAUUUUUUGAAGUGACAUUUGCCAAAGUCAUUAGGAAUGUUUAGUUUACAGGUCAUAGUGGACUAUGUUAAUUAACGAAUCCGGUGAAAAACAGUUGAAUUACACAACAUGAAUUUGGGCGGUGCAAUACACCUGAACCGAACAGGAUUUCUUAUUAUUUGCGGCAUAUCGUGUCUGCUAUUGUUUUAUGUGAUUUCUAAUAGGAGCAAUGCAACAACCCAUAACUCUCUGAAGGAUGCCCCUCAGGUGGACCUGAAGAAACUGUUAGGUGUUGCGAUCAGAGCAGCUAAGAAUGGAGGCAUUGAGGUGGUCUCUGUCAAAGAUAAACUCACAGUGCAAAGCAAGGGGAAGACCAAAGAAGGCCUCAAUGAUGUGGUGACCACAGCAGAUUUCCAAUCACAUUGUGCAAUGAAAGCAACCAUAAAGCAUCAUUUCCCAAAUGUGGUUGUUGUUUCUGAGGAGGCCAAAGCUGAGUGCAAGGAUGAAAAUGAGCUGGAUUACUCAUUUGGUAAGGAGGAUGAAUUCAAAUCACUGCCACCUUCUCUGGUUUAUGAGAAGGACAUAACUGUUUGGAUUGACCCACUUGAUGCCACAAAGGAAUACACAGAAAAGCUGUAUCACUAUGUCACUACCAUGGUUUGUGUGGCUGUGAAUGGAAGACCCAUCAUGGGCAUUAUUUAUAAACCAUUUUCAAAUGAGAGUUUCUGGUCUUGGGUGGGCAAUGGGCAAUCCAAUUCCAUAAAAUCCAUUCUGAUUCCAGCUGAUGAAGAAGCUGAUGGUGAAAUACAGGAGGAGGAUGACACUGAGUUGAAAGUUAUUGUUUCAAAGUCACACAGUGGAAAGAUCAAGGAGAAUUUACAGAAAAACAUGAAGAGAAUUAGCAUAACUGAGGCAGCUGGAUCAGGUUUUAAGGUGCUUGAAGUGGUUGCAGGUAAAGCGGAUGUUUACGUUCAUAACACGGCGAUAAAGAAAUGGGAUAUUUGCGCGGGAGAUGCGAUUCUGGAGAGUUUGGAUGGUAAAUUGACAACAAGCGACAAUUUCCUCAUCGACUAUUCCGACACAUUCAACGUGGUGAAUUACAAUGGAAUCAUUGCAUCGAUGCACAAACCGAGUCACAACAAGUUUAUUGGAAAACUGUGAAAAGUGAAGUUUUACGACUUUUAUUUGUUGUAGAGGUUUACAUUCUAGGAACAAACAUUUUUUUUUUUAAAUUUUUAUUAUUAUAUGUAUGUAAUAAAGUGGUACAUGUUUCUU